Molecule: messenger RNA, 1347 nt
Organism: Limulus polyphemus (Atlantic horseshoe crab)
Lineage: Eukaryota; Metazoa; Arthropoda; Merostomata; Xiphosura; Limulidae
Product: exosome complex component MTR3-like
Exons: 10
Coding region: 382-1221 (279 amino acids)
Biological process (GO): poly(A)-dependent snoRNA 3'-end processing; rRNA catabolic process; U4 snRNA 3'-end processing
Cellular component (GO): nucleolus; cytoplasmic exosome (RNase complex); nuclear exosome (RNase complex)
Source: RefSeq, a predicted model, not a curated record
UAGGUGACACCCUUGCAGUUCCGGUGAUUACAAAAAAAAAUUAAAGCACGUUUUUUACUUAACUCUAACACAACCGAAUUGACUGUUAGUUGGAAGUAAUAAUAUUUAUUGCGUGCAGAACUAAGCCUAACAGGCACACGUGUUUCGGUAUUAAAACUUAAGAUAAACUGUUUUGGCUGUAUAAUUAAGAAUCUAAAACUCGAGAGUCAAGCUACGUACAAUUUAACUUUCACCUAAGCCUAACUGUUACUGUGUUAGGUCGACAAGUUAUAACUGGACAUCCCACAUGGACAUUGAUUUACUUGUCUACGAGUGAUUUUUGGUCCCAACUAAGAAUAACGAUUGGUUCUAUUACAACUGACAGGUAAAGAAACUAGACCAAUGCCUUUGGAUGGGAAAAGAAUUUGCGGUCCAGAAGGGACAAAAUCACCUUUACUUUUUAUACCUAAAAAACAAACUAACUUGUUAGAUGACAACAGAAAGCGAACAGAUGGAAGACAUGCUGAAGAUCUGAGGCCUCUGUUUUUAAGGCUUGGUAUCAACAGUCAAGCACGAGGCUCAGCGUACAUCGAGAUGAACAGAACAAAGGUGGUAGCAACAGUAUAUGGGCCUCGAGAAAUUCAGAGAAGAAGAGAGUUUGAUAUGAAGGGGCAGUUAUUGUGUGAAUUUAAAUUUGCACCAUUUUCUUGUAAAGUGCGUCGUCAGUAUCAGCCAGACAACGAGGAGAAAGCUUUAUCUUCAGUCCUUCGAGAAACACUUGAACCUGUUGUUUGCCUUCACAAGUUUCCAAAAUCCAGAGUGGAUAUCUUUGUGUUGGUUCUAGAAAAUGAUGGUUCAGCUUUGGCUGCAGCCAUAACGUGUGCAGGAGCGGCCUUGGUUGAUGCUGGUAUUGAUAUGUACGACGUUGUGAUUGGCUGUGGUUUAAGACAGGACGAGGCCACGACCUUAGUAGACCCAGUAUACGAAGAGGAAUACAGACCUGAGGAUAAUCACCAGAGUGGAGAGCACGGAAACAUGGUCCUUGGUUUUAUGCCUUUGCUCCAGCAGGUGGCAGCACUUCAGUGUGAUGGGGAACUACAACCCAAAACAGUGUCAGCGGCACUUGGAAUGUUGAUGGAAUCAUGCUAUGGAAUUUACAGUAUUGUACAGGAAUGCCUAACAGAGUCCUUGAAAAACAAAUUAAAAAAGAGAGAAAAGGAUGUCACCAAAGUUAUUUCUUGAUACCUAAAAUCUUUUACGUCUACAUCAUGCAUAUGUCAGUAAUAAAUUUUUUUAGAGAAAUGUCGGUUUUGUAAGAUAUCACAAACUUUGUUGAUUAUAUGUUGGAUAAUAAAAAAAAACAAUUUA